AUGGCAUCAACAGUUCCACUUAUUGUCAGAUUAUUAGCUUCGUCCGUGUCAGUUGCGAACAGAGCUGGGAAAAUAAUCAGAGAUGUUAUGAGUAAAGGAGAACUUGGUAUUGUUGAAAAGGGAAAAGACGACCUUCAAACAGAGGCAGAUAGAUCUGCGCAGCGAUGUAUUAUUGCAUCACUGUCUGCACAGUUUCCUAAAUUGAAUAUUAUUGGUGAAGAAGAUAAUCCUGAUACUGAAGAUGAGAUUCCCAGUGAUUGGAUUGUUAUAGACACAGAUAAGGAUAUAUUGACUAUACAGUGCCCUUCCAAUCUUCAAGGUGUAAAGGAGGAGGAUAUUGUGGUGUGGGUGGACCCCCUAGAUGGAACCUCUGAAUAUACCCAAGGUUUUCUGGAACAUGUGACUGUUCUAAUUGGUAUUGCUGUAAAUGAGAAGCCAGUAGCUGGAGUCAUACACCAACCUUAUUAUAAAACUCUUAUUGGCGGACAAAAAAACAUUGGCCGAACCAUUUGGGGCUUACAAGAAGUGGGUGUUGGUGGAUUCACGCCAGCACCUCCACCUGAUUCUUUGGUUAUAACCACUACAAGGAGUCAUUCUAAUCCAAUGGUAGAGAAAGCAUUGCAAGUUAUGAAUGCAAAUCAAAUAUUAAGGGUUGGUGGUGCUGGUUACAAGGUUUUACAAUUACUUGAAGGAGUUGCAUCAAUAUAUGUAUUUGCAAGUGGCGGUUGUAAAAAGUGGGACACUUGUGCACCUGAGGCCGUACUUUCGGCUGCAGGAGGAAAAUUAACCGACAUUUUCGGUAACUACUACAAGUACGGGCCUUCAGAAUCACGCCCGAACAAAACCGGAGUGCUUGCUGCAGUUAAUAAUGACCUUCAUAGUUACGCACUGAGCAGAAUACCCGAAGAACUGAAAAAUACUCUGUCAAAAAAGUAA
This is a messenger RNA of Parnassius mnemosyne (clouded apollo), 936 nucleotides long. Lineage: Eukaryota; Metazoa; Arthropoda; Insecta; Lepidoptera; Papilionidae. The record is from the annotation of a GenBank genome assembly.